This is a messenger RNA of Aspergillus japonicus CBS 114.51, 1806 nucleotides long. RefSeq names its product Zn(II)2Cys6 transcription factor domain-containing protein. Gene Ontology annotation, molecular function: DNA-binding transcription factor activity, RNA polymerase II-specific; zinc ion binding. The record is from RefSeq and is a predicted model, not a curated record. The transcript has 4 exons. The coding region runs from base 56 to 1723 and encodes 555 amino acids. Lineage: Eukaryota; Fungi; Ascomycota; Eurotiomycetes; Eurotiales; Aspergillaceae. Gene Ontology annotation, biological process: regulation of DNA-templated transcription.
CCUGUCAGCUCUAUUCAAUGAACAGAGUUAAAACCCGCUGCAUCUUGCUAAAUCGAUGCCCCGAGUUGCUCCGGGACAGCGAAAGCGGUCGUAUCGUCCCAAGACGCGCACCGGCUGCUUGACCUGCAAGUAUCGACACGUCAAGUGUACUGAAGAGCUCCCGAACUGUCUGCGCUGUACCUCAACCGGCCGUGUAUGCGACGGCUACGAGAUUCCACCCCCAUCGCCCCCGUCUAGCCUCACGACAUUGCAAUCAAACCCAUUCACAAGGCCGCUCGUUCCCCGGUCACUCAGUGAUGAUCUACUUAUCUCGAACCAGGAGCGCCGUUCGUUCCAGUUUUUCAUAGCCAAGACUGCCCUGCAGCUGGCUGGCGACUUCGAAUGUAUCUUCUGGGAACGCCUGCUGCUGCAGUCUGCGCACCAUGAGCCGGCGAUUCGCCAUGUUACUGUUGCAUUGGGCUCGCUACAUGAGCGCUUGGAGCGUGAUGCGGGCACUCUCUACCAACCCGGCUCUCAGACCAUGCACGACCCCUUUGCUUUGCGACAGUAUAUAUGCGCCAUGCGUUGUCUGAUGCCGGCGCCGGGCGGCUCACAGCCCCUUGAUGUCUGCUUAAUGUCCUGCAUCCUUUUUGCUUGCUUCGAGGCAAUGCGCGGCCAAUACGGUUCGGCCAUCACCCACAUCACCAGUGGACUAAAAAUUCUCGAUGAGCUUCGAGCCAAUCCAUUCAACACAUCCACGGCUCUGAGUAAAGGUCGCAUGCCGUAUGUCCCCAUCGACGUUGUGUGUGGGCUCUUCACUCGCUUGCAAGCGCAAAUCAUUGUGACCGUACACCGCAUGAGCGCAGAGCGCUGCAACCUUUGGCCUGAGCUGGUCAUUGACCUGGACAGACCCAUCGUGUUUCACUCGUUAGCCGACGCGCGUGAGACCCUCGAGAUCUACACGUACUACUACCGGCAGCGCAAUACGGAGCUGCAACACGAACGUACAAAGGCGGAGCAAUAUUCUCCUUUCCCAAAGUCCAUAGAGCUGGUGAAUGGGUUGAACCGCGCGGCUGUGGCUCUGCGUGACGUCUCGAUCUCCCUGCUGGAUCGCUGGUCUACCGCACUGGACGACUUUCUGCGUGAGCGCAACACUUUUCUAACGGACCGCGAGCGGCGUGGUCUCGCAGUGCUCCAGCUACGGAAGUUCGACUGCUUGGUUUCGCUAGAUAUAUUCAAACCUGCGGGUCAGGCCGAGGCAGGGGAUAAUGUCGAUUGGGAUAAAUACUGUGCCUUUUUCGAAGAGAUGGUCACUCUAGGCGAGUCCCUUGUGGGACUUUCCUCGAAUCCUUCUUUUUCUCCCUCAGAUUCGGCUGCUUCGUCUCCAUUACCGACUCCUAAAACCUUCUCUCUCGACCUCGGCAUCAUAGCAGGUAUGUUCAACGUCGCCGUGCGAUGCCGUGAUCCUCACAUCCGCCGGCGAGCCGUACGGGUGCUUCGUGCCUCUGCGGUUCAGGAAGGGGUGUGGAACAGUGCCGUCGUGGCGGCGAUCGCCGACAAGUGGAUUGAGAUCGAAGAGGAGGGUCUAGAUAAUGUUGCGAGCUGUACUGAUGUUCCUGCUGUCGCACGAGUGUCGGACUUCUUGCCCGUGUUCGAUGGUGAGGAACCUACCGCGCUGGUCUAUUAUAGCCACUCAGCUCCGAUGAAUGCUGGGAGUGUACGAAAAGAGAUUUUCAGGUGGUGAUAAUUGCUUGGUUUAGAUGAAUGUUUAGACUCCGAGGGUUUUCUAUGCUUUCAAACCGGUUAUUUUGUCAUUUGAUCCACUGG